Messenger RNA from Acanthopagrus latus (yellowfin seabream), 5082 nucleotides. RefSeq names its product cAMP responsive element binding protein 3-like 1 (gene creb3l1). Bases 265 to 1791 code for a protein of 508 amino acids. Gene Ontology annotation, molecular function: cAMP response element binding; DNA-binding transcription factor activity, RNA polymerase II-specific. Gene Ontology annotation, biological process: regulation of transcription by RNA polymerase II. The record is from RefSeq and is a predicted model, not a curated record. Lineage: Eukaryota; Metazoa; Chordata; Actinopteri; Spariformes; Sparidae. The transcript is spliced from 13 exons.
ACGCGAAGACGGACGCAGUGCCGCACGCGUACAGCUGGAUGGACAGGGACGCCUUCUCCACGGCUGUCGGAGGAUGUACAUUUUCGACACCGCGCAAGUUUGUCACUGAAAGAAAACCCAGCAGCUGAACUCGGUGUGCGCACACGCCUCUGAGUGUCAAACACAGCACGCGACAUCUCUGUUUUUAAAUGAGUUCCUCUUGAGAUUUGCGUUCGCCGCCGGUCCAUUUAGCUACUGGUGAGCUGUGAGCAGACGCAGAACAUCAUGAUGGAGUCUAUCUUGGACAGUUUGACAGCGGAGAAACUCUAUCCGUCCGGAGGAAGCAACCUGUUGGACCUGGAGGAGCUCAGCGAUGGAGAUUUCCUCACUAAUGUGCCUUUCUCAGGUGACCAGAUGGACGACUUCAGCAGUGAAUUAUUCAGCAGUUUCUUUGACGACCACCUAUUAGAGCGACCCCUAUUGGCUGAGAGACCUUCACUUUUACACAUGGACAUAGACAGCAGCCCAGAUAUUCAAGCAGAGCACAGCUACUCACUGAGUGAAGACUCUGCCCCUCAGAGCCCAGCUCUCUCAAUCAAAAUGGAUCAAGAGUCUGAAUUUGAAUGGAACUUCAGUCAGGACCUUUCAGCCAUCUUGGUGAAACAGGAGGAGCCUGAUGUGGGUCAACGGUUAGAUCCUCAGCCUCUGGAAGGCCCAUCUCUCAUAUUAAGCCCUGCCCCCCCACAUAGAGGAUCGCCAUGGAGGCACACAGAGUGCAGUGAAGACGAUGUGAAGCCAGUAGCCAUAAAAGAUGAACCCAGAGAGACUGGACAGUACCUCGGCCUGCGCAGCGACGAUGCUCUUCAGCUCCCGCCCACCCCUCCCAGCAGUAAUCAUGGCGACAGCGAUGGCUCCCUCCCUCCCUCCUCCCCACACCUCCCUAUGCCACCGUGUUCCCCUCAACCACAACAGAGGCCAGGAGGUCGCGCCUCUUCCUCCUCCUCUUCUUCUUCCUCCUCCUCAGCCAUCUCUUCUUCACCUCUCCUCACUGCACCACAUAAGCUGCAGGGCUCAGGACCCCUCAUGCUGACAGAAGAAGAGAAGAGGACCCUGGUUGCUGAGGGUUAUCCAGUACCAAACAAACUUCCUCUCACAAAGAGUGAAGAGAAGGCACUGAAGAGAGUCCGACGGAAAAUCAAAAAUAAGAUCUCAGCUCAAGAGAGUCGGAGGAAGAAGAAGGAGUAUGUGGAAUGUCUGGAGAAAAAGGUGGAGAGCUACACAUCAGAAAACAGCGACCUGUGGAGAAAAGUAGAAAACCUGGAGACUGCCAACAGGUCUCUUCUACAGCAGCUCCAGAAGCUUCAGUCACUGAUUUCAGGGAAAGUUGUCCCCCGAUCUUGUAAAAUGGCCUCAACUCAAACAGGGACGUGCCUCAUGAUGAUGGCGGUGUGUUUCGUACUAGUGUUGGGCUCCUUCUCCCCCUGCCUCUCACCCCUCUCCCUCCUCGCCGACACCUCCUCUUUGUCCUCAUCCUCCGCUUCCUCUCAUCCCUCCUCCUCUCCUCCUCUUCCGUCAGCGGACCGCUACACCACCAGUCAGGGUAGGUCUAUAGUCCGGUCCCGCAGCCUGCUCUUUUACAAUGAAGGAGCUCCACUGGAGGAGAGUUUAGUCCCAUCAGAAGGGGAGAGGCUACCGUCAGGAGGCCAUUCCCACAUUGAGACAGGCCGAUACACAGCUGAUGCUCACAGCAACCAGACAACUGGGCCCAACUUUGACCGCAGAGAAUCAAAACCAGACUCAGAGUUUUUCUGACACAGCCUGGCCUCUCCUCCAUGACUUCUCACCUCUGACCCCUACAAAGCAAGAAGCCUCCAGACUCCUGGACUCACCGGGCUUCAUAUCAACCACAGGAGCGAAAUCUACAUCACCAUUUGUUUUAGAGAGCUUCACGACUUCAGAGACUGCUGUCCUUCCAUCCUCCAUGACUGGUAUACUGCCUGUAUGUAACGUGGUGCUUCACUUCUCUGCUUAAACAGACUCUGCUACACCUGAGUUUACUUGAUUUCGAAGGGACCGCCUUAUCGGAAUUCCCAUUUUUAUGCAUUCCAGUAUAGCUAAUUAAACAAUCACGAAAAAUACUUAGUUUAAAUUAAUGAAUAAUAUUUUGCAGAUACACUGCAUUUAAAACAUAGUUUCUUGACAGUAUACAAUAACUUACAGGCAGAAUUUGCAGCAUUUUAACACAAAUAAAUUGUCACCACCAAUGAGUCAGACCACUGCCAUGUUAGGACAAAGUUAAUACAAUUACAAGCUGCUUUUGGCUUUGUCCUCACUUUCUUCUUCAAAACAAAUGUAAUGUUGCAUUGGCAAUUAGAGGGAAAGCAACAUCCUCUUUAUGAGAAGUGUGGUUUUAAUGUUGAAUCACACAGACACACCUUUCACCUUUAACAACUCAUGAUCAUAGAUACAUACUUAGAGAGACAUGGUUGACCUCAACCAUGGGGAUCUAGGUGAUGUUAGCACAUGGUUCAUAUAUAUUACAACCAAACUCUAAAUGUACAGUACUACAUCGUACUUCUUUUUAAUUCAAUAAAUUGUUUCAUCUAGAAAAGGUCAGAAAACUUUUUUUUUUAAUUUAUUUUUUUAAAAAAGACUGUCAGUUUCCCAGAGGCUGAGCAGGAACCAAAGAAUGUCUGACAUAUUUGCUCAAUAACUGACCUAAGUUAUUAAUUAGUUAUCAAAAUGAUGUUUGUUUGAUCAAACAACGAACUAAGUAUGAUGAAUGUGGCAUGUGUUAAUGCCAACAUGUUAAAACACCAGAUGUGCAGGUGUGAGCCUAAACAGAUCCUUUUUUAAAAGGAAGCAGUGCCUUUUAAAGUGCCUUCCACUUACUGUGGUCAAAUAUGACCAAUUCGGCCUUGUACAUUAAGUCCACUAAUACAACUAUAAACUUGACAACCUAACUGGGCAGCAGAUUACACAUUUUUUGUCUAAUCAGGGCUGGUAUGAAACCACACUUUUAACUAAUCAUAAACUGGAUGGAGGUUCAGGAUUUAUCUGUCCCUCUGUUUCGCCCAUGGGUGUAUCUGGGGGUGUAGCAGUACAAGCUCGACAAAUUCACCAUUGCUAAGAGCCAGCCUGGGUUUGAACUGCUUUGAACAGUUGUGUACUGUGUCUGCAGUUAAGAGUUACAACAAAAUAUGUUUUAUUUUUCCACUUUUUAAAUCUGUCUCUGAGGUUAAUUCUACUUUUUUCACAUCUAAUUUCUGACCAGAAUUCUGCAGCAUUUUUGGGAGGCAACCAUAUUUUCAUAUCAAGGGACCUUUAAAGGGGUCCUGACAGAGGUUUGGGAAACAUGACAUCUAAGUAUUUUUAUGGAAUUAAAAAAUUGUAUAUGUAAUAUAUUUGCAGCAUUGAAAAAGAGCAUAUUUAAUUUAUGCAACAAAAAAAACUUGUUUUUAUCUUCAUGUUUUGUUUUUCUAAAUAAUGUUUACAAAAAAACUCAAAAAUACAACUUAUAAUAUAUUCUGAGCAUCAAAAAAAGAGCAUAAUAAUUUAUGCAAAUAAAAAAAGGAAUUGUAUGUUGUGCUUGGGCCUUUAGUAUGAUGUGCAGUUGUACAUGCUGUUUCAUGAAUUGUAAAACUUUGACAUGCUCUGUUUGUCUUUAACUGUAAUACAGUGUUGUUUAUGUUCCACUGCUGUCGCCUGAAAACUAUAGAGCAUUUUUUUUGUUCCCCUAUAGUUUAAAAAUGACAUUAGCUUGUACAAUUGGACCAAUUGUAAAAUUGUUAUUUUCCCUCAAAAUGUUUUGUUUUUGACACCAAAAGCCAACAAAUUGAUCAAAAAAUGUCAAAUUUACAUUUUAAUUUUAAAACAUAUGAAACCAUCGACAAUAUAAUUAAAGGUGGAAAAUGUAAGAGACAUUUUUAAAAAAUAUCUGAGCUAGCUCAUGGUAGUUACAAUGAGCGGUUACCAGUAAUGGUUAGUAUGUUUUAAGUCAAGUUUGUAUGAAUUUGACAGGUGGCCAAUUCUUGCAUAUUACACCUUUAAUGUAGAUUAUAUGUUGUCAUAAAUGCAUCCUCUAACAUUAAACCAGGCAGUGAGGAAACAUCCCAACAUCGGAAUGUGCUCAUGCGACAGCAGUGUAAGUUGUAUUUAUUCCUAUUUGUAGAAAGUGUGUAUAUAUUGAUGAAGUCAAUCAGGGGACUAAUACAUUCCAGGAAGUAAAACACCACUAGCUUUGUUAUCAUCACAAUUUAGAGGAACACCAGGACAUUUACAACAAGUCAGUAUUUCUUCACCACAUGAUCAUGAUCAUCCCUGAAACAUGUUGUUAUAAAUGUCAUGAUAUUCCUUUAAAUUAAGCUAUGAAAACAGACAUUUCACUGCCCAGUCCACAUGCCUGACGAAAUGAUACGUGACUGACAGACUUAUAAAACACUCAAACACAGAAUCUGAUCCCAGAAACAUCACAAUGACCACAGUUUUUCUUUCUCGUCUCUUUAUCUAUAUCAUUUUGUGUCCUUAUGCUAAGCGUACACAAAAACAUCAUGUAUGUGACUGCAGCCCAUCGCACAAACAUCCUGUCAUUCUCACCUUUAACAGUCCUAAUGCACCAAUGUACAUAAAAAAAAUGACACAUGGUGUGCAGUUGUUGUAAAUAAGGGCCUUGUGUUUUUUUUGUAUUGUGACAUAGUCCAAGAUUUUAACCUGUGGAAUUCAUGUGGAAAAGGAAAAUGGGAGAAAAUCAGCAGAUAUUUCGGGAAAGGAAGAUGGAAAGUGGGAGGGAUUUUAAAAAAUAAAAUGAGGGUGACUUUUUCACUUGUAAUGAAACCUCGGCAACACAGCAGCUGCACACAGUUUGAGUGGUUGUAAAACACCAGGAGGUGCUUCAUUAUUCAAACCUCUCUAUGAAUGUCUGCAGAGUGUUUGAGAGGGAAAUAAUAAAGCACUUUCCAGGGAGUCGCUUGAAAUGUGUUUUGGGUAAAAUGUUGUCUUGGUUUGUUGUAUAGCAUCUUGCAUGUUACUCCAUAUAUAACUAUGUUAUCUUAGUGUAGUCUGUAGAGUAGGAACCAGCAAAAUAUAAAAAAACUGCAUCAGCAA